Messenger RNA from Doryrhamphus excisus (bluestripe pipefish), 2251 nucleotides. RefSeq names its product HIG1 hypoxia inducible domain family, member 2A (gene higd2a). The record is from RefSeq and is a predicted model, not a curated record. Gene Ontology annotation, biological process: mitochondrial respirasome assembly. Lineage: Eukaryota; Metazoa; Chordata; Actinopteri; Syngnathiformes; Syngnathidae. Gene Ontology annotation, cellular component: mitochondrion.
UGCAAGGUAAACAUGGCGGCCACCACAGCAACUGCAGCAUUAGCAGAACAACCAUCGACAUCACCGUCUUCUGGAUCCGUCCCCUUUGACUUCUCACAGCCGCCUGUCAUCGAAGGCUUCUCCCCUUUGCCUAAAAUCAAAGAUGAGACCUUUAAAGAAAAGUUUAUUCGAAAAACCAAGGACAAUCCUUUUGUCCCUAUAGGUUGUUUAGGUACAGCGGGAGCGCUCAUGUUUGGCCUUCGAGCAUUCCAUCAGGGCAAAACCAGGCAGUCCCAAAUGUUGAUGAGGGGCCGAAUCUUCGCCCAGGGGUUCACCGUGGUUGCCAUUGUUGUCGGCGUCUUUGCAACGGCUUUCAAACCCAAACAGUGAAAAAGAGGCCAGCAGUACUUGCAACUCAGAUGUCCUCCACUUGGAAGCAGACUGUUUGAAGGACCUGAAUAAUGUAUUGUAUGUAUACUGUAUAUACAGUACAAUAUUAUCCAGAUAAUGAUGAGGCGUACCUUAUUUAUUGUUUGGAAAAAAAAUGUGUGGCUUAUAUUAAUAUUAUGUCAGAAAGAUGAUGAUAAACAAGUGUCUUUGCUGAGCCACACAAUGUAGGCCUUCUUGAAUAAAGACAUUUAUGUAUACUGAAGAAACAUCAGGUUUUCAAAAAAAAAAAACGCAUUUAUGAAAAACAGAAAAAUAUACAAACUUUUUCAGUGCUUUGGUUCCGAUUUUCUACAAUGAAAGCUCUGAUAAAACAUUGCACUGUUCUCAAAUAUCUUAAUUUUUAUUUUUCUGCACAAAAUAAGAUGAAAAAUAAACAAAUCAGUAAUAAAUAAAUAUAAUAAUAAUAAAACAGCAAAUAAUAAAAACUUAAGAAACCACAUAUAGUUGGUGGGUAGACAAAUUAUUUUUUUUCAGAUUAAAAUGAACAAAGCAUUAUUAGAGCCCUGUAGACAUGACAAAACACGACUAUAGUCACAUUUAUACUCUUUUUAUUUACAACAUAUUGCGCAACUGCAGGGGCUUGAGACACAUGCUAACUCGCAAACUAGAGAGCUAGCGACCUAAACGGUAGCCUUCAAGUUAUUUCCUUUAAACUUAAAUAGCCAAAAACUUACCACUUCCACACGGAUAGGGAGGAUAACUAUUAACAGUUAUUUAACCUUUAACAUGAACAUGAAUCAAACGUAAUAAUUUUUUCUGGGUACAUGAUACCAUACAGCAUCCAUAUCAAAAACUUACCACUUCCACACGGAUAGGGAGGAUAACUAUUAACAGUUAUUUAACCUUUAACAUGAACAUUAAUCAAACGUAAUAAUUUUUUCUGGAUACAUGAUACCAUACAGCAUCCAUAUCAAAAACUUACCACUUCCACACGGAUAGGGAGGAUAACUAUUAACAGUUAUUUAACCUUUAACAUGAACAUUAAUCAAACGUAAUAAUUUUUUCUGGAUACAUGAUACCAUACAGCAUCCAUAUCAAAAACUUACCACUUCCACACGGAUAGGGAGGAUAACUAUUAACAGUUAUUUAACCUUUAACAUGAACAUUAAUCAAACGUAAUAAUUUUUUCUGGGUACAUGAUACCAUACAGCAUCCAUAUCAAACUUGCACGGGCUGCACUAACAUUAAAUUUUCAUAUCAAGGCGGGGGCCUCAAACUAGUGUCCUGCGGGCCACAUUUGGCCCACGGGCCGCAUGUUUGAGACCCCUGGUUUAAUGAUAAACUUUAUGGUUGUCAAUCUAACGGCUUCAAAUAAAAUGUAGCCUUUUGGUCAACUAGCAAGUAGCAAACAAAGACAGGACAAGCGGUCACUUUCCAUUCUGUUGUUUUUUUUUAAUUAUUAUUAUUAAUUGACCAAUUCCCUUUUAACAUUCACUUUCCUCAUUAUUUCCCAAAUAGGCAACAUGUGAAAAUUGACACAGAGCUGAUUGCGGCUUAUAAAAUAUGGAUGAAAUGAAAUGAAAAUUUAAAAUUCAAACGCUGGAGCAAAACUAUUUGAUGUGGGCCAUUUUUUUUCUUCAUUUCACUUUUACAAAUUAAGUCACAGCUCUUCACUUUUUCCCCCAAGAUGUUUUUUUUAGGGUUAUAGGCUACAGCGGAUGUUUGUGGUUCUAUUUUACCGAGAGGCAUACAUGGUUACAAUCUACACUGCAGUGUCCUCAAGCAGGAAGUCAUGACGGGGAAAAUGACAAAACAUAGGCAUGCAUUAAAAAUUGACCUAAAUAUUCAAAAAAAAAAAAAAAAAAGGGUAACAAAUGUUUAA